AUGGGUCACUGCCGGUCGAAAUGCUUCUUCGACCCGUCGUGUGUGGCGGUGGCGAUCUCAGCCACACCCGCCGCCAGCAGCUCGUACACGUGCAAGUUCACGGCGGCGGUGGCGGCCACUGGCCAACUUCUGCAGCCUCACGACUUCCUCGAACACGGCGCUGGGGUUGUUACUUACGUCAAGAGUUUUUCAUGCUACCCUCCAUUGCAACUGAUCCUGGGGGUUGGCUGUCUCUACUUCAGCACGAACGCGACAAACUUCGCCGAUGCCAAAGCCAUCGGAUGUCCUGCGGGAACUAAACUCUACGCUCCUCCAUCACAAGACAGCUACUUCAAACUUGCCGAUUACCUCAUGCGCACUGGCGCUACUGUGGACUACUGGCUCUGGGUUAACAGGAAAACUGACUACACUUGGGUGUGGGAAGACGGUAAAUAUUCCUACGGCACGGCUGUUUACGAGCAAGGCGUGUGGGCUCAAGACAAUCCCGGAAAUCAAACACUCAACACAUGUAGCAGGAUGAAACGCAAGGCUAACUUUGAAAUGUCUGACAAAGCCUGCACUGAGCUCUACAACUUCAUCUGCACAAUGGCCUAACUCACUUCAUGGCAUUCUCAGAGGAUGUAUAGAAAAGGAAAGCAGGACGCUGAUGCUAGAGGGCAGAGGCAGAAGGUUGUAAGCUUUUCAGAGUACAGCAGUACAUAUUGAUUCGAGUACACGUUGACCUCGCACCUUCAAAUCCAACCUCAUUUGGAUUAAAAGGUGGGACAGCGAUACUAUUGGAUAUUAUAUCCAAACAGAGAUAUUAUUGGAUAUACUUUGCAUUUGGCCUUCAUUAAGAGUUCACAUAAUGUUGCUCCUUAAUUCGAAUUUAUAUUUUCGAACUGCCGAAAAGAAAAAAAUUAUCUCCGAAUCAAUAGGUACCGCAAAAUACCAUUUAUUCCAUCUCUUAAGUAUCAAAAUUUCCAGUCAAAAUCGUUUCAAAUUUAGAGGUGAGGUUAUCCUGAACAUAGUUGAUAAAAAUCUAUUUAUGAGUUUUACUACCACAUAGACACUAUCAUCAAAAAACUUCAGAUGCGUCACAACUUUUCCUGAACAUCAUUGAAUUAUAUGACACAGUGUGAUCACAGCCUCAUUAUAGCUCACAAUAACCUAGCAUAUUUGGAAUUUCAAUGCAAUGCCCGUUUUGCCGUGUCUUUAAUUAAAUACAAGAUGGAAGUUUUGGUAAGUGUUGGCGGCUUUCUAUGUCAAAUAUUGGCAUCCUAAAAGCGAUGAGGUCUAAAACAGAGCUUUCUUGGACAUCUGUUUAUAGCGGAUGCGCAAUAUGAGCAAAAGCUUAAUUUUCGUUAUUACCUUGUCAAAUUUACGGCCAUUGUAGUAGAUUUGAAAAGGUUGUUGAUGCUAAUCGCCUGAUUUGAAUGACAUUUUAAUCGGGGAAUAACAUUUUGCAAUAUCCCGGUUAUUCCACGCGAUCGUUAUUGUCGUGAAGACAGCACUCUAUUCAGCAAGAAUAGAGUGCUGUUCAGCACUCUCUCUCAUUCUCUAUUCACAGCACUCUAAGCAAUUGAGAGCAUGACACUCAUUUAUUGGCAAAAGUAAGACAGUAAUUAAUAACCAAGUCCUAGACAAUUUGGUUAGAAGUUUUCAACAAUUUUUUGCCCUCUAAUUUUGCUCAAAACUUUGCUGCUUUUUUGCUGCGAAGUUGGACCAGGACUAGUCCAUCAUAACAUAACUUGGGUUAUAGCUGUUAAUUGAGUAACUAAAUUAAUGUGAGCAAUUUAUGUCAACUCCACGGUAUCCACGGUGAUGAUUGACAAUAUUAUUUCAUGCUGAAUUGUAAUUCCUCACCAAUAGUUAUCAACAUGGCCGUCCAAAUCUCAAUCACAAUGGAGUAUUAAUUUGUAGAAGAUUAUUCUCAAAUGCAGUGCACCAGCUAUUUACUUUUUUUCAUAAUCUAUAACAUAAUCUGAUUAUUAUUCCCACAGUGCAAGCCUCACUUAUCAUUCUACUAUUAGU
Molecule: messenger RNA, 2013 nt
Organism: Hyalella azteca
Lineage: Eukaryota; Metazoa; Arthropoda; Malacostraca; Amphipoda; Hyalellidae
Exons: 4
Coding region: 1-594 (197 amino acids)
Source: RefSeq, a predicted model, not a curated record